AAUACCCGGUAUUCUGCGCUAAGUGGAGUCGUCGCCCGCGGGGGUUAAUGCACUAUUGAACAAACGUCUCUAGGUUUCCCAGUGUCAUACUCUGCCUAAAUAACAGUGCUUUUCUUUUUGUUCUAGCUUCUCCGUUGCCAAAACAUAACAAUGGACUUGAAACUUGAGUAAACCUGAAGCUUAACUUUCAAUGCUAUUCUCUGCCGUUUUCUUUUGCGCGCUUUUAUCCUCGCCGGGUCUCCGCUGAGGCCAAUUUGGAGACCGUUCGUAACAGCUCUGGUUAUCCCGUAUCCUCUCUACAUUUACUCUCCUACUGUUUGUGUUUCGGCGCCGGAUUUGGGCUAGAGCGAACUGUCAGUCUCGGCAGCCCUGAGCACUUGACUUUGCUUAGGUUCCAACAGACACAAGACCGCAACUUGAGAGAAAGAGAGGGCGAGGCGGGGGGUGGAGUGGAGAGUUUAGCGCAAAGGGGCAGGACUUCUCUCCCUCUCCCACUCUGGUGCUUUUAAGAGGAAAACUUUGUUUUGUUCUUCAAGUUCAGCUUAGUUCUUGCGAACUGUCUGUCCCCCUUCGCUCACGUCUUUUUCUGCUUGUCUUUAUGUUUUUCCAUGACUUUUUUAUUUCGUCUGUUCAUAAUUCUGGCCAGAACACUUCCGAAACAUCUAGAAGAUGCGCAUCCGGAGUAGACCGGCUACAUUUUACUAAAUUCUGCGCCCAAGUCAUCUUAAACCUGCUGUGUUUGCAAAACGGAAUAUUUAUGCUUCGAUGUGAACGGCUUGUUAUUUAGAUCGCGCCAAUUAUUUGUGUGCCUUAGUCUUUCAUUGGUAGCAUUAUGUCACUAAGGAUUAUUUCCCUGUGUUUUUCAUUGCUGCGUAUAUGCGAUGCUCGUCCCGACUCCGAGCGAGCCUCUUUCAGCGCCCUCUCUCCACCUGCGAACGACUCGCUCCUCACACCUGCCCGGAGGACUGACGGUAUCGUACAGACUAUUGACCGGAUAUACCAUGGAGGCGGAAAAGUGGGUUAUCUUCUGUACAUGGACAACCAGAGGUUUCAACUUGACAUGGAAAGAGACGAAUCUAUACUGUCUCAUAAUUUCAAUUCUAAAUAUGUGGAAACACUACUGGGGGCGGGAGAUGGCGCGCCGCCUCUUCACCGGGAAUGUGUUUACCGUGGGACCGUGGAUUCGAACCCAGAAUCUUUGGCGGUUUUUAGUCUGUGCAGCGGAGGACUUAGUGGGUUCUUUGCAGUUAACCAUGCCCGCUAUACAGUUAAGGCGCUCAUACGGGCGAAAGGACAUGAGAAUGACGUACAAGUUGUGGAAGAUGCUGAUGCAGAGCGGGCUAUCCACUACUACACGCGCGAGAGCUUCAGUUUCGAGGCUGUACCGCUGCGCGAAAGCUGUGGCACUCGCCAAGAAAAAAGGCGUAACGACGGCAUUCGGAAACGCCGGAAGAGAGGUCAAGGGAAGGAGGAAAAGCACCGCUCUGGUUUUGCGCUCAAAGAGGAGAAGCACUGGUCGCAAGCUAGGAGGAGGUGGGCAAAGUUCACGGAGUCAUUCUCACAGGAUGAAGCAAAGAGACGGAAAAGGUCGGUCUCUCGCGCAAGGCACGUGGAACUGCUUCUGGUCGCGGACGAGUCCAUGUCAAAGAAGUAUGGGAAGGAUUUGCGCCAUUACCUGUUGACUUUGGCAUCCAUCGCGUCCAAGCUAUACGGCCACGCAAGUAUCGAGAAUCCUAUUCGUUUAUCUGUGGUUAAGGUCACAGUGGUAACGGAGAAAGAGAAAGGGCUCGAUGUGUCCAAAAACGCAGGCGCGACACUGAAGAGUUUCUGCAAGUGGCAGAAUCAGCAGAAUCCGUUGGAUGACGAGCACGAGCACCAUCACGAUGCGGCCAUCCUCUUCACCAGGCAGGACCUGUGUGGGCACCACUCAUGUGAUACACUGGGCAUGGCUGAUGUUGGCACCGUGUGCUCUCCAGAGCGAAGCUGUGCCAUCAUCGAGGACGACGGCCUGCACGCUGCCUUCACUGUCGCACAUGAGAUCGGGCACCUGCUUGGUUUGUCCCACGAUGACUCCAAUUUCUGUGAGGAGAGGUUUGGCUCUACAGAGGAUAAGAGGCUCAUGUCCUCCAUCCUGACCUCCAUUGACGCCUCCAAGCCCUGGAGCCGCUGCACCUCUGCCACCAUCACCGACUUCUUUGACGACGGCAACGCGGAUUGCCUGCUGGAUGUGCCUCGCCAACCGAUCCUGGGCCCCGAAGAGCUCCCCGGCCAGAGCUACGACGCAGUGCACCAGUGCCGGCUUGCCUUCGGCCUGGAGUACACAGUGUGCCCGGGCAUGGAUGUUUGUGCCCGCCUGUGGUGCGCUGUGAUCAGAAAGGGCCAGAUGGUGUGCCUGACCAAGAAGUUGCCGGCCGUAGAGGGCACACCAUGUGGCAAGGGGCGGAUAUGUCUGCAGGGCAAGUGUGUGGACAAGACGCGCAAGAAACACUAUUCGACCUCUAACCACGGGAGCUGGAGUUCCUGGGGGCCAUGGGGCGCGUGCUCCCGGACGUGCGGAGGGGGUGUGCAGUUUGCCAAUCGCCUGUGCAACAACCCCCCCCCUCGCAACAACGGCCGCUACUGCACAGGAAAGAGAGCCAUCUACCGGUCCUGCAACGUCACGCCCUGCCCUACGCAGAGUAAGAGCUUUAGGCAAGAGCAGUGUGAGCUGAGGAAUGGACCACAGACCGACCCUAAGGGAGUGAAGACAUUUGUAGAGUGGGUACCCAAAUACGCUGGGGUUCUUCCAAAGGACGUGUGCAAGCUAACCUGUAGGGCCAAGGGCACAGGCUACUAUGUGGUGUUCUCCCAAAGGGUGACAGACGGAACGGAGUGCAGGCCCUACAGCGGCUCAGUGUGUGUGAAGGGGAAAUGUGCGCGCACAGGCUGCGACGGAAUCAUAGGCUCCAAGCUGCAGUACGACAAGUGCGGCGUCUGCGGAGGUGACGGCACCGGCUGUGUAAAAGUGGCCGGCAACUUCACCAAAAAGAGUAAGGGCUACACAGAUGUGGUGAAGAUCCCAGAAGGCUCAACCCACAUCAAGGUCCGUCAGUACAAGCCAAAAGGGCAGUCUCGCUUCACAGCCUACCUAGCCCUGCGCCGCCCAGGAGGACAGUACCUCCUCAACGGCAAGUUCAUGAUCUCCACCUCGGAGACUGUCAUCCCCUUGAAUGGCACCGUGCUCAACUACAGUGGCUGGAGCCAGCAUGACGAGACCCUCCACAACAUGGGGCCCGGGGCACUCAAGGAGAGCCUGGUGAUACAGAUAUUAGCGACCGACGCGAAGAAGCCUCUAGACGUACGUUACAGCUUCUUUAUGCCGCGCAAGACACCGCUCCCACCUUGGACAGCACCAUCAUUUUCUGCCACAGCAGCUGCUCUGUCCUCAGCUGAGGUCUUGACCAUGACCACGGAGGUGUCCUCCACUACCAAACCUCCGUCAACAACACCGCCCUGGCCUCGUUGGGUGACUGGGUCCUGGAUGACUUGUUCCAGGACUUGUGACACAGGCUGGCAGAGCCGUACAGUUCAGUGCAAGGACCCAAAUGGUAAGCUGACUAAGGGGUGUCCUCUCAAUGCCCGACCUCCUGUUUUUAAACACUGCUUGGUUAAAAAGUGCUGAGAACCCUGAGUGGAUAUGAACUUUCGCUAAUGGACACGUUUCUUCUUCCCCAUCUGUGGUGGACGGUCUUAAGAGGAGACUGACUGGAGCAGAUAGAAUCUUGUUGAGCAAAAUCCAUUUAAGGUUCUUUUACAAUUGCAUUUGCAUUUGUGAGUGUGCUGAUGCUGUUUUAUGCCCUAAACUUUAUCACUGUUGAACUUUGAGUUUUUGUGUAUUAUAUUGACCUUGGACAAGGAGUGCCAGCCGAGGCCUCUAAUGCAACACAGUGACUUUUUCUGCGGUCUCGGUCCACUGAUGAAUAAACAGUAUGUAGCCACAUCCUUUUGUCCAGACCCUGCCCUUUGAGGUUCAGUGUAUUUACAAAUCAAAUUUGAACUGCAACCCCAAAAAAAUAACACUAGAACUGAAUCUUGAGUUCAUCAUAGAGGACGGCAAGUAAAUUCCUGCACCAUGGGACUGUAGUAAAGACUACUUUGGUUUUGUAGUUGAGCUAUUCUUAGUGGUGCACACUCUGGAAAUCAAAGCCUGUAACAUGCUCAAUGGAGUGUAUUUGUGACCAGCACCUGUUUGUUGAUGUAGAUCUUGUUAUGUUUAUGCACAUUGUCAAAGUGGCUUGAUGUAAUUUCCUUCAUAACUGAAAAACUAUAAGGGCAACCUGAAAUCUGGUGCCAUAUACGUACGUCUUUAUGUCUGUUUUUCUGUGUUUAGGUGCCAUUUGUUUAUAUGUGCCCUGGAUUAUUGUAAUACACCAAGAAGGAAAUUAAUCUGGAUUACAUCCUAUCACCCAUUUUAACCAUUCACACUUUGGCAUGUAGAAAAAUGAAUACUGAUUAAUGCACUUGCUGGAACAUAACUUUCCAUCAGAUUUUGCAUAGAAUACAGCAAUAUUGUUGGACAUGUAAUGCAUUGACAUACAGUGUGAAUUCAUACUGAACAAUUCAUAUUGACAAAACAGAAGCAGUUAUAUUGCUGAAAACAAACACCACUACUCAGACAUGUGAUCUGUGUCAUCAGGAUAUUAACACACAAACGCACACACACAGAUACAUGCACACACACAGAGAAAAAAUAACACCUUACAUUAACACACAUGACUUUUUCUUUUAGGGUUGGGGUAGAUUGAUUUUUAAUGCUGCCACUUCAGAAGAUUCAGUCAGUUAUUAAAAGUCACCACAUUGUUUAAAUUGAUAGAAUGAAUUUAUUGUACAAUGAUUUCAAUUUAUUGCCUGACGUCAGUCCACAUGUUGUGUUGAAACUCAGUCAACUUCAACCCUGACGACCACAUGUAUGCAGUACUGUCUGACUCUCGCCUUGAGAAAACAAAACCCCUUUGCUGAAUGACAGAAAACACAGCACUGAAAUGAUAAUUUAUUGUUUGUACAACUGGUAUGUGAAAAAAAAAAACGUGAUUUUAUUUAUUGUUAUGGUCAUUUUGUAUCAUAAUUACUAUUUAACUAGGAACAUUGAUAUGACUGAGCAGAAUACUUUCUUUUAAAGAAAAUAGUGUUUGUUUUCUUGUCAUCUAAAGAGUAUGUAUAUAAAAAUCUAUAUAUUUAAA
Messenger RNA from Electrophorus electricus (electric eel), 5219 nucleotides. RefSeq names its product ADAM metallopeptidase with thrombospondin type 1 motif, 5 (aggrecanase-2) (gene adamts5). Gene Ontology annotation, biological process: proteolysis; extracellular matrix organization. Lineage: Eukaryota; Metazoa; Chordata; Actinopteri; Gymnotiformes; Gymnotidae. The record is from RefSeq and is a predicted model, not a curated record. Gene Ontology annotation, molecular function: metalloendopeptidase activity; zinc ion binding.